Messenger RNA from Saccostrea echinata, 4062 nucleotides. RefSeq lists its product as uncharacterized. The record is from RefSeq and is a predicted model, not a curated record. Gene Ontology annotation, cellular component: nucleus. Gene Ontology annotation, biological process: positive regulation of transcription by RNA polymerase II. Bases 1 to 4062 code for a protein of 1353 amino acids. NCBI's taxonomy places the organism in Eukaryota, Metazoa, Mollusca, Bivalvia, Ostreida, Ostreidae. Gene Ontology annotation, molecular function: transcription cis-regulatory region binding; protein binding. The transcript is spliced from 6 exons.
AUGUCAGAAAACCAAAGCUGUGAUAAAACAUUUUUAGUGAGAACAAGUCAGAGUACCGUGGUUGAUUCAGAAUCCAGUGAAAUGACGUCAAUUAUGACCACAAAGGAAUUCAAGGCAACGUCGUCCUAUGCAUCACAAUCACAAGAUAAACAUACACCCAAGUUAACAGUAUCACAAGGAAUAUCCAGUACAGACUGUUCGGUGUCGACUUACUCAGACACUGACAUAUCUAUUCCAACGUAUACUACUGCUACGAAACACUCAGAACACACAGUUAACACAAAAGUAACACAAAACUACAUCCAUCCACAACUCUUUCCCAAACGUUUCAUUAUUCCUCCUGUGGAAAUGAAUUUCUUUCGAUUCACGUUUCUGAUUCUAAGAAGAGCGCCUAAAGCAGUAAGAACGUACUUUGAUUCCCGUCACCCACCGUUACAGUUAAUGACAGAUCUUGCCGUCAAAAAAGAUGUCCUUUCAGCUCUGAAGGGAAGAAUUAUCUCCUCUCAACAGUGGAAGACCCUGUACCCACCCUCAGGAUAUGUAAACUCAAGGCAAUUCGACGUCACAUUGCUGAUCCUCCUUCUACGGUAUAUGACGAAUGUCCCUGCUCCUGCAACGGGUUUUGACAAGCUGCCUUUACAGAAAGAUGACAGUGUUGGAGCAGACCUUGCCAGAAUAAAGCAUUACAGAAACCUUGUAUCUCAUUCAAACAAUGCAAAACUGACAGAAAAAGACUUCAAUGACUAUUGGGCAGAAAUUGAAAGAGUUAUAGGAAGAUUAGGUGGUGAAUCUCAACUGCUAGAAGCUAAGUCUUUGAAGGAAUCUCUUAUUGAGGAAAAAGAUAGGGAGCUUUUGUUAGAAAUAAACCAGUUAAGAGCCCAGUAUCAAGAAACUAUUCCACCAAAUGUCAAAGAGCAAAUCGGUGACAAGCUAAAUAUAUGGUCAGAAGAUGACACUAAAUUUUAUGAAACCCGAGCAUGUAAAGAAGCUGAAAUGUUAAUUCAAUCCGAAAAAUGUGUAUCUAUUGUUGGAAAUGCUGGAGCUGGAAAAUCUGCCAUUGUACAUCACAUUGCAUUAAAAAUGCAGAAGUAUAAUUAUGUCGUCCUGCCAAUAAAAGUUCCGAGCGAGUUUCUACAAUAUUUCGACGCACAUACCGACCAAAUAUUUGUCAUAGAUGAUCCAUGUGGCGAGAAGUGCUUAGACAUUCAUUUAGCAAACGAAUGGAAAAGAUAUGAAGAAGAUAUAAUGCGUUCCCUAUCAAAAAACGAUAAAACUCGAAUACUGGUUUCAUGUAGACUUUCAAUUAGUCGUACGCAUCAUUACAGAGACAUUAAACUGUUUGGGGAAACAGAGGGCGAAGUGGUCAAUCUAGUUUCUGAGAAAUUUUCAUUCACGAGAGAAGAAAAGAUGGCAAUCUUUAAAUCCCACACUCGGGAUGAAUUUCAAUUGAACAAAUAUAUUCUGGACUUGCAUGAUUGCUUUCCUUUAUUAUGCAAACUCAUUUCAACCAAUAAGAAUUUUAAGAAAAACAUAAAACGUUUUCUGAAAUUUCCAUAUAAAGAGUACUUUCUUGAACUAGAUGUUCUGAGACACCAUCCGACGCCGUACGAAUACUGUGCUCUUGUGUUAUGCAUCUUCUUUGACAACGGAAUUCAAGUUUCACACUUACAAAAAGGGAAUGAUGAGAAGAUCGAUAAAAUAUUCGAUGAAGUUUACGACGAGUGCUGUCUAGAACAAGGUACUUCCAGAAAAAGAAUAAAACUAGCUUUGGAAGCAUUGACAAAUUCCUUUAUAAAAAAGGAGGGUGAUACUUAUAAAUUUCUGCAUGCCACAUUGACAGAAAUUAUAGCUUGUCACUUUGCAAAGGAAUCUCUUCAUCUCUUGAUAAAAUUUGCUCCUAUGUGGAUAUUGGACGCUAGACUUAGAAAUCCAAGUUGCAUGUCAGUUAAAGAUAAGGAUGAGACUGAAUACUUUAUCUUCUUAAAUUCACUUUGUAAACCUGCUCUUGCUGAAAGAAUAUUACAUCGUUUGGAAUCAGAAACCAUCUGUUCAGAUAAUGAGGAUUCUACGGAAGAAACAGAUGUUCAUGAUUUACUGUUUAAUCUUUGCUUUCCUGAUGAUGAAAUAGAAACACUUUUAUUCAAUGGAUUGAAGUCAAAUGGAAAAUUAAAUAACAUUUUGCAGAAACGAAGUUGUAUCGGAAAUACAAGAAUCAUGGAUUAUAUAGAAUACAAAAAAGAAUUGAAAAAACAGGAAUCAGCAGAAGAAGAAGUACAGGAACUCGAAAUACCCCAUGAGAAAAAUUGGAUACCGGUUCGUAACCUGACAAUAAUAGCUGUCUAUAACGAGAGCCUUAAUUUUGUAACUGUGCCGUGUUUGAAAGGGAAGAAAGACAUUUUAGAGUUUCUCCUCACUGAAGGAGUUUGCGACAUGCAUGACUUAAACAAGUUAAGUUAUUACCAAAACCAGUCAGUGACACCUCUUAUUGCAGCCUGUAGAAUUGGUCAUACUGAUAUUAUAAACUUGUUGAUGAAGAAUGGAGCACUUUUGAAUAUGAAAGACAAAAAUGGUAAUACCCCUCUUGUUGUAAGCUGUGAAAAAGGAUACAACGAAGUUGUGCAAGUUUUGGUGGAGAAUGGUGCGGAUUUGGAAGAUAGAUGUUGUUCAAACAUGUUUGAUAGCCAUUUUAUUCUAGACAUAUUUGAAGAUGAAUUGGAAGAGGAGGGUUGGUCAGCACUUUGGUGGGCGUGUUAUGGAGGUCACUUAACAAUUGUCUCGUAUCUGCUUGAUAAAGGUGCAAAUAUUCACAAUACAAAUAAAGCAGGUAAAACUCCUCUCUGGGCUGCAAUACAGAGUAAAAAUUAUGAGGUGGUUGCUUUACUCAUGAAAAAAGGCUUCAAUGUAAAUGAAAAAGAUAAGAAUGGAAGAACGCCAAUAUGGUGGGCUUCAAAUGUAGGUCAGCAAGAAACUCUUAAACUCUUUCUCGAUCUGAAAGGAAACGUCAACAUCUUCGACAAUAAUGGCAUAUCCCCAUUAUACACAGCAUGUUACAGGAACCAUUUUAAUACCGCAGAGCUGUUGAUAAAACACGGCGCGAAAAUUAAUGCAAAUGAUUCUUUGCAACCUUCGCCCUUAAUUGGUGCUUGCUGCAUAAAAGACAUUGAGUUGGUUUCCCUACUCAUUAGAUCUGGUGCAGAUGUUAACAAUACAUUUGAAGGAAUAUGCUCUCCUCUCUCUAUUGCAACAUGGUCUUCAUUCCAGAGUGGAAUGACUAUCUUGAUAGAAAACGGAGCAAAAAUCAACAUGAAGUUGAAUAAGGGACAAACUGUACUCAUUCAAUGUAUAUGGAAUACUUAUGAUGUUGCUAAAAAACUCCGUUACAGGUUACAUGAUAUAAGCGCAGAAGACGAUUUAUGCUUUAAUUUCGAUCCUGAUAGGUCUGAUAACUUUCCUGCUCUUGUGUCUCUUUUAAUCAAAUACGGAGCUGAUCUGGAUUGUCAAAAUGAAAAUGGAUCAACAGCACUUAUGGGUGCUGCCCAAUACCAUAGAGAGUGCACAAAAAUUCUGUUAGAGUGUGGAGCUAAUGUUAAUUUUCAGGAUAAAGAUUCGCGGUCCGCUUUACAUUUUGCAUGUUUUAGUCAGAACCAUGCAACAAUUUCAUUGUUGAUAGAAUACGGAGCAAACAUAAACGCAAAAGAUAAAUAUGGAUUUACGCCAUUACAUUUGUCAUGCGAACUUUUAGAUGAAAAGACACUCGACAUUCUUUUAAAAAACGGAGUUGACAUUAACGUGAUUGACAACAUGGGAUUUACUCCUUUACUUCGUUUUCUUUACCUUGAAGCAUAUAGAAUGAAUAAAGGCAGUAAAAAGGAUAAUGAUUUUAAUGUAUAUGAUAAGAAGAAACCAAGAUCAGAUAGUCUGGUUGCAAUCACUUUGAAACUACUAGACCAUGGGGCUGACCCGAGGGUCAAAUCAAGGGUGUACGGGGAUUUACCCUGGGUUGUAUUCCAUACACCCAGAGGCCGAAGGGUGUAUGGAAUACAACCCGGGGUAAAUCCCUGA